GCGGUGCUUGACGUCAUGACGUACGCCUAGCAACAGCGCAGGCUCCCAGACUAUUCCGUUAUGGCCGCUGCAGCCCUGGGAAGGAUGAGAGGGGUUGCGCCGGCGACACUGCUCCCCGGGUGGGGAAUCCAGGCCCCUGGAGGGCUGGCGCGGCCGCCGGUCCUGGCACUCCUGCUGGCGCUGGUCUUGACUUCUGGUAUGUCGGACAGUCAGCACACAGGUCCAACUGUACACACCCUAGACGUUUCCCAUGCGAAUGCUUUAAAAGGUGAACAUGAAAGCACACCUUCUAAGGCCCACGUCACCACCACUCUCCCUCCCCCGACUGCUACUGAGAAGAGCAGGGCACCCACGGCAGCGCCCCGUCCCCCGCCGACCUCCUCUCCGCUCCCGGAAGAAGCUGAAGACCAUGAAGACCCGAGCCUGGAGGAGGACGAGGGCCUCCUCACACCCAAUAGCCCCCCGUCCCCAGUCAAAGACCCUCUGGACAACGGCGAUUACGGAGAAGCGGACUAUGACUGGACCACCAGCCCCAGGGACGAGGAGUCCGAUGAGGCUCUGGAAGAAAACAGGGGUUACGUGGAGAUCGAACAGUCAGUGAAGUCUUUUAAGUCUCCAUCCUCCGAUGUCGAAGAGGAAGACAGCCAUUUCUUUUUUCACCUUAUUAUUUUUGCUUUUUGUAUUGCUGUCGUGUACGUGACGUAUCACAAUAAAAGGAAGAUUUUCCUCCUGGUUCAAAGCAGAAAAUGGCGUGAUGGCCUUUGCUCUAAAACAGUGGAAUAUCAUCGUCUGGACCAGAAUGUUCAUGAGGCGAUGCCUUCUCUGAAGAUUACCAAUGAUUAUAUUUUUUAAAGCACUGUGAUUUGAGUUUGCUUAUUAUGUAAUUUUAUUUGCUUGAUUUUUUUAUAUGAUAUUGUGCAGGUGUUUUUUCCAUAGCAGUUGGUACUUAAAUGAGAGGCAGCUCUCUCUCUUGCCUUGGUGCUUUGGAAAUUAAAUGUCACAAACAGGAGUAUAUAAUUUUUUAUCUACACUUUUAGAGCUGAUACACCCAGGUGUCCCAAAUCAACUGGAAAUGACUGUAUUUUAAUGUUAGCCUGUCUUUCUGUCAUGGAAAGGAUUGAUCAGUAUGUAAAUGUGUGAUUCGAACCGCGAUUGACUUUCCGGUGUCGCCGCGGCUCUCAGAGGCCAGGACCUCUGCCGAGGUGCGCUGAAGCCGGGUGGCGCCCACGCUGUGUGGCGGUGGGAGAAGCAGUGGUGGCCUCCUCGGUCUCUGCGUGACGGUCCACAACGCAAAUACACCUGAACUGUUUUAUUGCAGGAAUUUUUCAUAUCUGAAAUUGUAUUAUUUAAUAUUUUGAAUAAGAUUUUAAAAAAUAAAUGGCAAAACUGUAAA
Messenger RNA from Cavia porcellus (domestic guinea pig), 1393 nucleotides. RefSeq names its product chromosome unknown C5orf15 homolog (gene CUNH5orf15). NCBI's taxonomy places the organism in Eukaryota, Metazoa, Chordata, Mammalia, Rodentia, Caviidae. The transcript has 4 exons. The record is from RefSeq and is a predicted model, not a curated record. Bases 61 to 852 code for a protein of 263 amino acids.